Messenger RNA from Nyctereutes procyonoides (raccoon dog), 2043 nucleotides. Its product is annotated as tyrosine-protein kinase ABL1-like. NCBI's taxonomy places the organism in Eukaryota, Metazoa, Chordata, Mammalia, Carnivora, Canidae. Gene Ontology annotation, biological process: protein phosphorylation. The record is from RefSeq and is a predicted model, not a curated record. Gene Ontology annotation, molecular function: non-membrane spanning protein tyrosine kinase activity; ATP binding.
AUGGCGGAAGAAACUCUACACUGUACUUUUACCUGUAAGAAUUCCAAUCUGUAUUGGGUCGACAUUGGCUUAGGCAGACGCGCUGGCGGGCCGUUGACCGAGGGUCUUGAGGAGACGUCCCCUUGCCCCCGCCUGGACGGGGUCCUCAUCUCGCACAACUCGGCUGAAGGUAAGGAGAGACUCUGGGUCCACCGCCAGACUCUCCAGUGGCAGGUCUCCAGGCUGCUGCGCGCAAACCUAACAAUCUGGCCGAGGUCAUCCAGGAGAGCUGCAAAACAUAAAGACCCCACUGAUGUGCCUGAGACGCCCCACACCAAGGGCCCAGGAGAGACCGAUCAUCUGGAUCACGAGCCUCCUGUGUCUCCACUGCUCCCUCGAAAAGAACAGGGUCCCCAAGACAGCAGCCUAAAUGAAGAUGAGCGCCUUCUCCCCAAAGACAAAAAAACCAACUUGUUCAGUGCCUUGAUCAAAAAGAAGAAGAAAAUGGUCCCAACAGCCCCAAAACGCAGCAGCUCCUUCCGGGAGAUGGACGGCCAGCCCGAGCGCAAGGCAGCCGUUGAGGAGGAGGGCCGAGAAACCAGCAAUGGGGUGCCAGCCCUCACCACCCUGGACGCAGCCGAGCCAGCCAAGUCCCCAAAGCCCAGCAGCGGGGCGGGUGUCCCGAAUGGAGCCUUCCGGGAGUCGGGGGGACCAGGCUUCCGGUCUCCCCACCUGUGGAAAAAGUCCAGUACACUGACCAGUACUGCCGCCAAUGAGGAGGAGAGUGGCGGCAGCUCCAGCAAGCGCUUCCUGAGGUCCUGCUCGGCCUCAUGUGUGCCCCACGGGGCCAAGGACACAGAGUGGAGGUCUGUCACGCUGCCUCGGGAUUUGCAGUCCACAGGGAGGCAGUUCGACUCGUCCACAUUUGGAGAGCACAAGAGCGAGAAGCCAGCUCUGCCUCGGAAACGGGCGAGUGAGAAUAGGUCUGACCAGGUGACCAGAGGCACAGUGACCCCCCCACCCCAGCUGGUGAAAAAGACUGAGGACGCAGCAGAUGAGGUCUUUCGAGAUGGGGAGUCCAGUCCAGGCUCCAGCCCUCCCAGUCUGACUCCAAAACUCCUCCGCAAGCAGGUGUCGGGGGCUCCUUCCUCCAGCGUUCCCCACAAAGACGAGGCCGGGAAGUCCAGUGCCUUGGGGGCCCCUACCACAGCUGAGCUGGGGACCCCUGCCACCAGAGGAGGGCCAGACAUGUCCGGAGGGGCCAGCAAAGCCCCCGCAGAGGAGCCCAGAGCCAGGAGGCACAAACCCUCCUCCGAGUCCCCAGGGAGAGACAAGGGGAAACUGUCCAAGCUCAAACCUGUCCCACCGCCUCCACUACCAGCUUCCAUUGGGAAAGCCGGGAAGCCUUCUCAGAGCCUGAGCCAGGAAGCAGCUGGGGAGGCCAGCACUGCCGGGAAAGCCAAAGCCGCAGCAGUGGUUGUGGAUGCUGUGAACAGUGACACCGUCAAGCCCGGUCUGCUGGGAGAAGGCGUCAAAAAGCCCGUGCUCCCAUCCAUGCCAAAGCCGCAGUCGUCCGGCAAGCCGGCGGGGACCCCAGCCAGCCCGGCUUCCGCCCCUUCCACGCUGUCAUCCGCAUCCUCUGCCCUGGCUGUGGACCAGCCAGCCUCCACUGCCUUCAUCCCUCUCAUAUCAACCCGUGUGUCUCUUCGGAAAACCCGGCAGCCUCCUGAGCGGAUCGCCAGUGGCACCAUCACCAAAGGUGUGGUCCUGGAUGGCACAGAGGCUCUGUGCCUCGCCAUCUCUAAGAACUCCGAGCAGAUGGCCAGCCACAGCGCUGUACCUGAAGCCGGCAAGAAUCUCUACACAUUCUGUGUGAGCUACGUGGAUUCUAUCCAGCAAAUGAGGAACAAGUUCGCCUUCCGUGAGGCCAUCAACAAACUGGAGAAUAAUCUCCGGGAACUUCAGAUCUGCCCGGCGACAGCAGGGAGUGGCCCAGCGGCCACUCAGGACUUCAGCAAACUCCUCAGCUCCGUGAAGGAGAUCAGUGACAUCAUGCAGAGGUAG